AUGAUAAAACACUUUUCAGUUAUGAUAACCUUGAUAGGGUUAUCCUCCCUAUUGAAAUGUGGCCACAAUGUUUAUUUGCUACUUAAUGCUUUCAAACUAGGAAAGGAUAGCAUCGAGGAUUUUACAAUUCCAACACCACUAACAAUUCAAACAAUUUUAUGUGCCCUCAUAACAAUAUACGGAGGAAGUAAACUAUUUCUCAGCUUUAAAAAAGUUGAAGAUAUGCCAAAAGAUUUUGACAAUAAAUCAUGGGAUGCGACACACGUACGGAAAAGCUUCCGCCUAAGCUACAACAGAAAGUUUUUUAUUAAGGAUUAUAUUAAUGAUUUUUUAUCUAAAAAUAUUUAA
Messenger RNA from Plasmodium vinckei vinckei, 348 nucleotides. Its product is annotated as membrane magnesium transporter, putative. The coding region runs from base 1 to 348 and encodes 115 amino acids. Lineage: Eukaryota; Apicomplexa; Aconoidasida; Haemosporida; Plasmodiidae. The transcript has 4 exons. The record is from RefSeq and is a predicted model, not a curated record.